AUGUCGACGGUGCCAGGUCCACAGCCAUCGGGGAGAGCUCGGUCAGUCUCACAGCCCAUUCGCGAUGGUGUUUCUCAGGACAUUAUCGCUCGUGCCACCCAAAGCAAGCCAGCGAGGUUGAGCGUAUCACGCGCUCAAUCAUCAAACUCGGUGCUGCGGACCACCAAAUCGAUAGAGGCAAUAAACACGCAUGGGCGCGCUCGAAGCUCCAGUCUGAUGACGGUGACGGAGGUGGGCGGGGAUGAAUUUGAGAAUGUCGUCGAUCGCUCGGGCAUGGGUACGAAUGAGAAUGCUGCUUGGGUCAAUGCGCCAGGUGCAUGGAUCAUGCAUCCUAUCCUGAUACUGCUGGUCAAGAUUUUGGUCGAUGCGCUUCCAAGCAUGACGCAGGAUGUCAGCUGGACCGUCGUCAAUCUGGCGUACAUGGCUUUGUCCUUUCUGAUGUUCCACCAUGUCACUGGCGUACCCUUCGAGUCGACGAUGACCACGGGCGGGGUGUAUGACGAGUAUACCUUGUGGGAGCAGAUUGACUCGGGGGCGCAUUACACGCCGGCCAAGAAGUGGUUGACCAGUGUGCCAAUAGGACUGUUUCUGAUAUCGACACAUUACACUAAAUACGAUCCGGUACUAUUCACGCUGAAUUUCGCCGCGCUUGUCUUUGUCUUGUUUCCAAAACUCCCUAUUCUCCACCGUCUGCGCUUUCACUUUAUGCCUGCUGUGAAUGCAACGCCAGGACCGUCGAGACCACCGAGUAGAUAG
Molecule: messenger RNA, 756 nt
Organism: Dioszegia hungarica
Lineage: Eukaryota; Fungi; Basidiomycota; Tremellomycetes; Tremellales; Bulleribasidiaceae
Product: response to unfolded-protein
Exons: 6
Coding region: 1-756 (251 amino acids)
Biological process (GO): negative regulation of ceramide biosynthetic process; intracellular sphingolipid homeostasis; ceramide metabolic process
Cellular component (GO): endoplasmic reticulum membrane
Source: RefSeq, a predicted model, not a curated record